UCGGACAGCAUCAGUUGCAGCCUCAAACUCUGGACACAGUGUACUGCAGUGUACUACAACCCCUUCAAGCCCACGAGCCCAAGCAACAAAGCAUCUUCAAUCAUGCAGACCUCCAUCGUUAUCCUGCUGUUCGCCGGCCUGCUAGCGCUCGGCUAUGCUGCACCGCGCCCUGGCGCCGAGGAAAAGGACGCCCAGCUGCUGAAGUACGAGAACGACCACAACGGCAUCGAUGGGUACAACUUCCAGUUCGACACGAGCAACGGCAUCCAGCGCCAGGAGCAGGCCCAGCUGAAACAGUUCGACGAUGAAAAUGCGGCCCUGGUUGUGCGCGGCUCGUACUCGUUCACCGGUGACGAUGGGCAGGUGUACACGGUGAACUACGUUGCGGACGAGAACGGUUUCCAGCCGGAAGCUCCCCAUCUGCCGAAGUAAGGCAAACGGGGUUUGGUUGGCAGUGUGUGUUAGUGCAAACUUUUUGCGAUUGGUCCAUAUAGGUUAAAAAUUUGUUUUUUCUUCCUUCGGUUUGUUAAUUAAAGAACGAUAGUUCAUU
Anopheles coluzzii is the source of this 550-nucleotide messenger RNA. Its product is annotated as endocuticle structural glycoprotein ABD-5-like. NCBI's taxonomy places the organism in Eukaryota, Metazoa, Arthropoda, Insecta, Diptera, Culicidae. Bases 103 to 432 code for a protein of 109 amino acids. Gene Ontology annotation, molecular function: structural constituent of chitin-based larval cuticle. The record is from RefSeq and is a predicted model, not a curated record. Gene Ontology annotation, cellular component: chitin-based extracellular matrix. The transcript has a single exon.